UCAGCAUCUAGACAAUGAGCAGUGAGUGGGCGGAGCCAUGAGCCAUAGGGAGGAGCCAGAGGAGGCAGGUCCCAGAGGUCCUCCCCCUCAUCGCAGCAAGCAGCCCAAUGGGACUCCUCUCGAGGGAGGUCGCCCCAGAUGGAGGCCAUGCCAGCUGCACAAUCCCGAUGCAGAAAGCCAAGGCCACCACCAUCAUCACCAUCAACAAGCCAACCAGCACCCACCUGGAUCUAGCCAAGCUCCACCACGCCACCGUAGGCGGCAUGUUCCCGGUCAAGCACAGCGCAGGCGGACUGAGAGCGGAGACACAGAAGUUAGAGCUGGCCAACAGCCCAAGCUGGGGGCGUCAAGACAUCGUCGGGGUGGAGAGAGACUCCAUCAGCACAGAUACAGACAACAGCACAAAGAAGAAGAACAACAGGUGGCCAAAACUCCCCCAAAAGAACAAGCUUCAGAAGCAUUAUCUCCAGAAGAUUCCUCUCAAGAACUGCUAACUCCAUCUUCUCAGGAUGAACCAAUCACUGAUAGACUGGAUGGAAACAGUCCAGAUCUCUCCCAUUCAUCUGACACACAGAUUGAUCGUGAUACAGAUCCAGAACAGCCAGAGUCUUCAAUGGAACAGUUAGAGGAGAAAGUUCAAUGUGAAGAAUCAAAGUUUGGCGAAGAGGAAUUGGUGAAAGAGAACAAAGAGGAAGAGGACUAUUCCAGGGAAACUCAUGAACAAGACUAUGUUCCACCUAAGAUUACUUCAAAAUGUCGCCCUGAAAGUAAAAGAACCAGUCCGCUAAGAGUAGAUGUUCCACCGUUCGUCACAUCUCCUCACAAAAGGAUGAACAAACCUUUUUUUCAGUCUCCAAGAACCUUCCCCGAGACUCUUCGAAACUACAACUCUGAUCCCAAGUCAUACCCUACUCAUUUUAACACCAGUUACGCUCGUACAAACAAGAAUAAAGGGUUUGAUAGUCCCAUGUCCCAUGUUGUGGACCACCAAGAUGAUCUCUCAGACUCUAGUCCUGAAGCCUGCACUGAUUCUUACCCUCAACUAAGCCCAGAUUCUCACCCUGAAGAGACUUCACCAGAAUAUCAGACAGAAUCAUCCCAAUGCAACCUAACAGAUCCUAAUCCAGCCCUUGAGGGGCCUCCGAUGUACGAGAGGAACCAGAGCAUGACCAUGGACGAGUCUGAUGACCAGUGCGACCCACAGGAAGACAUGGGUCAGCUCAGUUCAGUGGGCUCCAGGCUGCACCACUAUGAUGAACAGUCAGGAGAUGAAGCCGAAAGCUCAGGGAGAAGCAGAGCCCAGGUCAGGAAGAUAUCAAGCUUGACUAGCCUAUCACUGGACGUUCACCCCCAAGAGGAGACAUCAGAAAAUACUCAGCUUUCACCUGAUCUGCAGGUUGAAGUAGGGGAAAGACCUGAUAAGUCAUUCACUUCAGCCCAAGAUGAAAUAACAGAGUCUUGCAGAGCUACAGGAGAUGCUGUCUCUUUGGCCAUCAAGGAUAUUAAGGAAGCUAUCGAGGAGGUGAAGACCAAGACUGUGCGUUCGCCCUACACUCCUGACAAGAUCACAGAGCCCGUGUGGGUGAUGAGGCAGGACGUGAGCCCUGUUGAGGACAACCUUCCUCAGAUUCACUCAUAUCCACAGUCACCAUGUCAGCUAUCGCAGUCUUCUCCACUGUAUGCGGCUCCAGUUCCAGAUGCUGAGCUUCCUUUGGGAGCAGAAUCCUCUGGAGUCCAUCAUCAGGACCAGGAUCUUGACAUCAGUCCCUGUGUGUCAUGUCAAGAGCCUAGGAGAAAUUUGGCCUCUUUCCCUACAUAUGUUGAUGUUCCUGGCCCAUGUGACCCUGAGGAUUUGAUUGACGGCAUCAUUUUUGCCGCAAACUACCUGGGCUCCACCCAGCUGCUGUCAGAGAGAACGCCCACGAAGAGCGCGCGCAUGCAGCAAGCCCAGGAGGCCAUGAGCCGCGUCCGGACAGCCCAGACACAGGCCAAAAUCAGAAAUAAGCAGGGCACUGAGAGUGGGCCGCCGUCCAGCACAGAAGUGGACCUCUUUAUAUCAACGCAGAGGAUCAAGGUGCUCAGCGCUUUCACACAGGACACCAUGAUGGACCAUCCGCUGAGGACCAUCUCCUACAUAGCCGACAUCGGGAACAUGGUUGUGCUGAUGGCUCGUGGGAAGAUGAUUCGCUCUCAGAGCGCACAGGAGAACCUGGACACGGCAGAGACGCAACACACAAACCCAGCACGAGACGACCAGCGCCAGUACAAGAUGAUCUGCCAUGUGUUUGAAUCAGAAGAUGCUCAGCUGAUCGCUCAGUCCAUCGGCCAGGCCUUCAGCGUUGCGUAUCAGGAGUUUUUGAGAGCCAAUGGCAUUGAUCCAGAAGACCUGAGCCAGAGAGAGUACAGCGACCUGCUCAACACUCAGGACAUGUACAACGACGACCUCAUUCACUUCUCCAAGUCUGAAAACUGCAGAGAUGUGUACAUCGAGAAGCAGAAGGGUGAGAUGCUGGGUGUGGUGAUCGUGGAGUCGGGCUGGGGCUCCAUCCUCCCCACGGUCAUCAUCGCCAGCCUGAUGCACAGCGGACCCGCAGCCAAGUCCGGGAGACUCAACAUCGGAGAUCAGAUCAUGACCGUCAACGGCACCAGUCUGGUCGGACUGCCGCUCUCCACAUGUCAGAGCAUCAUUAAAGGGCUGAAGGCUCAGUCCAGGAUAAAGAUGAACAUCGUCCGGUGUCCCCCUGUGACCAUGGUGCUCAUCCGCAGACCAGACCUCCGCUAUCAGUUGGGUUUCAGUGUACAGAAUGGCAUUAUUUGCAGCCUCAUGCGAGGGGGGAUCGCAGAGAGAGGAGGGGUCCGCGUGGGCCAUCGCAUCAUCGAGAUCAACGCUCAGAGCGUCGUGGCCACACCUCACGAGAAGAUCGUCCACAUCCUGUCCAACGCUGUGGGAGAGAUCCACAUGAAGACUAUGCCUGCCGCCAUGUACCGCCUGCUCACGGCCCAGGAACAGCCCGUCUACAUCUGAAGCUCAUCACCUUUACACACGCUGACCCAGACUUCUUAUUUAUUGAGAUAUUAAUAUAACUGUUUACAGAUUGAUUUUA
Molecule: messenger RNA, 3104 nt
Organism: Rhinichthys klamathensis goyatoka
Lineage: Eukaryota; Metazoa; Chordata; Actinopteri; Cypriniformes; Leuciscidae
Gene: apba1b
Product: amyloid beta (A4) precursor protein-binding, family A, member 1b
Exons: 12
Coding region: 38-3025 (995 amino acids)
Biological process (GO): chemical synaptic transmission
Cellular component (GO): dendritic spine; cytoplasm; plasma membrane
Molecular function (GO): amyloid-beta binding; protein binding
Source: RefSeq, a predicted model, not a curated record